This is a messenger RNA of Ceratosolen solmsi marchali, 1705 nucleotides long. RefSeq lists its product as uncharacterized. Gene Ontology annotation, cellular component: extracellular region. The transcript is spliced from 7 exons. The record is from RefSeq and is a predicted model, not a curated record. The coding region runs from base 185 to 1705 and encodes 506 amino acids. Gene Ontology annotation, biological process: selenium compound metabolic process. NCBI's taxonomy places the organism in Eukaryota, Metazoa, Arthropoda, Insecta, Hymenoptera, Agaonidae. Gene Ontology annotation, molecular function: selenium binding.
AACACGUGAAGAUAGCAGUGCAAGUACUCUAAACAGAGAUUAACAUAGAGAUAAAGAAAAUUUUUUAACAUAAUGACGUAAUUAUUCUCUAAAUAAUACAUUAGAAUAACGAAGCUCUCAAAGACUAUUGAAGACAAUUAGUCUAAGAAAAAGGCGCCAAUACAUCACGUCGAAGAAGUCGUAUAUGCAAUCGUGGCGAUUUGUGAAAAUGAAAGUAAUCGUUCCUGUAGUUAUGUCCUUAUGGUAUUUUUUGUCAAGUAUUAUCCACAUACACGCUGAUAUUCUUGAAAGUAUAAACGUUGUACCGAAAGGAUAUAAUAAUUUACGAAAAAGACAAGAUUAUUUCGGAUAUUUGAAGCAAUGCAGUAUUUUACAAUUUUGGGAUAAACAGAUUGGACAAGUAAAUGUUCUUGCUUUCUUCGAUUCAUCGAAGCAGUUUAGUCAUGGACAAGCAUCUAUGUUAAAAAUAUUGAAGCAACGUUUCAAAAAAACGGGUUUGGACAACAUUCAAUUUUUCGCGAUAAACGCUGUACAGGAAGCAUCAACUCAAAACAUCGAUAGAGCAGAAAUUCAAUUAGAAGAUGAGCCGUGGAAACAGAUUUUACCAAGCGAAUCCGAUGGGCUUCCUCCUAUCACUGGAUCACCCGAAGCACUGAUCGAAGAACUCGGCCCUGACGUAUAUUUUAUUCAAGACACAGUCGAGCUACAAAUUUGGUUAAAACUCAAAGCUUUUCCAGAUCAAAUUCUCGUUAUCGAUCGAUGUGGAAGAUUGACCUAUGAAGUUAUCGUACCUUGGAGCAUAUUACAUUUCCCGUAUGUCAAGGCAGCUAUUCUUUCUACCUAUAAUGACGAACCCUGCGGAUACUGCCAGGAAUCAGAAAUUCCAACAACAAUGCAAAUAGAAAAAAUGAAUCUAAACAACAUAACUGAAAAUGAAAAUCAGAGUAUUAAUUAUAUUUUACAAACUCGAUCAUCAAAUGGCCGUUCUGUAUUAUCUAAUGGAUUGCAAAAUCAUCUAGAAACUAUGGAAAGGAAUAGAUGGGCAAACGUACGUUUAAAUCAUAGUAAAUUGAAUGGUGAAGAUAAUUUACUCGAUGCAGACUCGAUGCCUAUACGCAUAAUAAUGCGCGCUCCUCAUGUUGAUGAAUUAAAUGAUCAAACGAUGAAAUCGCAUGAAUAUCUUGUAUUAAAAACUGGUUUGUCAAACUACCAUGGUCACCUAGAGCCACAAGAAGAAAAUGAAUCGAAUUUAGCAAAUGAUAAGAGCCAAUUUAAUAUCUUGUCACAUGAGAAAUCUGAAAUAGUUAAAAGAACCUUUGGUAAAGAUGAAAGUCCCGGAUUAUAUGGCGAGGUGGCUGAUUACUGGCAAAACUUUAGCAACGAACAGAUUCAUGAAAAUCUACAGUUUACUAUGGCCAAUAUUGAUCAGAGUGUGGAAAAUCAAGAUACGACUUUUAUGGAAUAUGAUGCAUUGAUACCAACUGAAUUAUCUAUAAAUAAUGAAAGAAAAGAGAAUGUGGAAAAUAUAUAUAAGAGUUCGAACGUCACACCUACGAAAGAAGCAGAACUUAUUGGUGAAAAAAUUGAUGACGAAACAAUGUACUUUAAUAAAGAAGAUGACAUAGUCGAUGAAGAAGCUAAAAGUAAAUUGAUAGCACAUUACAGUAAAUUAUUGCCAUGGUUAUAUUAUGACUUAUCUAAAUAA